Messenger RNA from Vigna angularis (adzuki bean), 3316 nucleotides. Its product is annotated as disease resistance protein RPM1. The transcript has 2 exons. Bases 216 to 3053 code for a protein of 945 amino acids. Gene Ontology annotation, molecular function: ADP binding. The record is from RefSeq and is a predicted model, not a curated record. Gene Ontology annotation, biological process: defense response to other organism. Lineage: Eukaryota; Viridiplantae; Streptophyta; Magnoliopsida; Fabales; Fabaceae.
UUUUUUUGUUUCAUUUUCUGACACGUAAACAGUUAUCUACUGGUGAUGCUGUCAUAUUUCAAUUUUUUGUGAGAUAAAAAAGUCUUGCAUCUCUAUCUCAUGUAUUAUCUGUAAAUCAAGCAUCACUAAGUUGAAUAAAGGAAGGCACUUCCUAUAGCUAGCAAUUUUGAAACCAAGUUUCUUUCCACUAGUUGCUGUAGAAAUGUACAGAGUUGAUGGCUGAGAGUGCAGUGGGUUUUCUUCUCCAAAGGCUUGCACCUGUUUUUGAGAAUAAGGUGAAAUUGUUCACUGGAGUUCAAGCAGAAGUGAUAUACCUGAAAGGACAGUUGGAGCUAAUAAGAGCCUUCUUAAGGGUUGCAGAUGCGUUAGAAGAGAGCGACGAGGAACUUAAAGUUUGGGUUAAGCAAGUCAGAGAUGUUGUUCAUGAGGCCGAAGAUCUUCUUGAUGAAUUGGAACUUGUCCAGGUACAUAACCUAACCAAUGGAUUCUCUAUUUAUCUCCGUAUCAGGAAUAUGAAAGCUCGCUAUCGGAUUGCACAUGAGUUAAAAAGCAUCAACUCCCGCUUGAAAGCUAUUUCUUCAAGUCGUAAGAGAUUCCUCAGUAAACUGGACUCUUCUUCAGUGGCUUCAAGUUCCAUUAAUACAGGUAACGCAUGGCACGAUCAACGAGGAGAUGCUCUUCUCCUGGACAACACUGAUCUAGUGGGCAUAGACAGGCCAAAAAAACAGGUUAUAGGAUGGUUGAUCAACGGUUGUCCUGGACGAAAAGUGAUUUCUGUUACUGGAAUGGGAGGGAUAGGAAAAACUACUUUGGUGAAGAAAGUAUAUGAUGAUCCAGACGUAAAAAAACACUUCAAAGCUUGUGCUUGGGUGACUGUUUCUCAAUCUUGUAAAAUUGAAGAGCUUCUCAAAGACUUGGCCAAGAAGCUCUUUUCUGAGAUAAGGCGACCAAUUCCAGAGGGAAUGGAAAGCAUGUGUAGUGAUAAGCUCAAAAUGAUAAUCAAAGACUUGCUGCAGAAGAAGAGUUAUCUAGUAGUAUUUGAUGAUGUGUGGCAUAUGUAUGAAUGGGAAGCUGUCAAAUAUGCAUUGCCAAACAACAAUUGUAGUAGCAGGAUCAUGAUCACCACUCGUAGAUCUGAUUUAGCCUUUACCUCCACAAUAGAAUCCAACGGUAAAGUGUAUAACUUGCAACCCUUGAAACAAGAUGAGGCUUGGGAUCUAUUUUGUAGGAACACCUUUCAGGGUGAUUCAUGUCCCUCAUAUUUGAUUGACAUCUGUAAAUAUAUCUUAAGAAAAUGUGAGGGUCUUCCCCUUGCAAUUGUAGCAAUCAGUGGUGUCCUGGCCACAAAAGACAAGCGCAGGAUUGAUGAGUGGGGUAUGAUUUGCCAUAGUCUUGGAGCUGAAAUUCAAGGCAAUGGCAAACUUGAUAAUUUUAAAACUGUACUCAACCUCAGUUUUAAUGAUUUACCUUACCAUUUGAAAUACUGUUUCUUGUACUUAAGCAUCUUUCCUCAGGACUAUCUGAUUCAGCGUAUGAGAUUGAUUCGCUUAUGGAUAGCAGAAGGAUUUAUUGAAGCCAAAGAAGGAAAAACAAAGGAAGAUGUUGCACAUGAUUACCUGAAGGAGCUCCUGAACAGAAACUUAAUACAAGUAGCUGGUACAACAACUGAUGGAAGGGUCAAAACUUUGCGAGUCCAUGAUCUUCUACGGGAGAUCAUCAUUUUGAAGUCUAAAGACCAAAACUUUGCAUCCAUUGUCAAAGAACAAAGUGCUGCAUGGCCAGAAAAGAUUCGACGGCUUUCAGUGCACGGCACAUUACCAUAUCGGCAGCAACAUAGGUCUGUCUCUCAACUCCGUUCUUUUUUAAUGUUUGGGGUUGGAGAAUAUGUACCCCUUGGAAAACUGUUCCCAAGUGGUUUUAAACUGCUUAGUGUUUUAGAUUAUCAAGAUGCACCUUUGAAGAAGUUUCCACUAGCAGUUAUUGAUCUAUAUCAUUUAAGAUAUCUAAGUUUAAGGAACACAAAGGUGAAAACAGUUCCAGGUCACAUAAUAGGGAAGUUGCAUAAUCUAGAAACAUUCGAUCUGAAGAAGACUUCUGUCAGAGAAUUGCCUGUAGAUAUUCUCAAGCUUCAAAAGCUUCGUCAUCUCCUUGUCUAUCAGUUGAAAUUCAAAGGUUAUGCACAGUUUCACUCCAAAGAUGGUCUUAAGGCUCCCUCUGAAAUAGGGAAAUUAAAGUCACUACAAAAGCUUUGUUUUGUGGAGGCAAACCAAGACUGUGGAAUGAUAAUAAGGCAGUUAGGGGAACUAAGUCAACUAAGAAGGUUGGGAAUCUUGAAACUUAGAGAGGAAGAUGGGAUGGCUUUCUGUUUGUCCAUUGAGAGAUUAACUAAUCUUCAUGCCCUCUCUGUUGCUUCUGAGGGUGAGAGUAAAGUCAUUGAUCUGACAUUUCUCUGUUCACCACCUCCAUUUCUUCAGCGCUUGUAUUUGUCAGGGCGUCUACAAGAGUUACCAAGUUGGAUACAGUCUCUUCAUAGCCUAGCCAGGUUAUUUCUGAAAUGGAGCUGUUUAAGAUACGAUCCUCUAGUGUAUCUACAAGAUCUUCCAAACCUUGCACAUCUUGAACUACUUAAGGUUUAUGAUGGUGACACUUUACAUUUUAGAAGUGGAAAGUUCAAGAAGCUCAAGGUUUUAGGUCUUGACAAAUUUGACGGACUCGAAGAGGUGACAGUGGGGAAGGAUGCCAUGAACUGCCUAGAAAAACUGAGCAUAGGGCGGUGCGAAUUGUUGAAGAAGGUUCCAUCAGGCAUUGAGAAUUUGACCAAGUUGAAAGUCCUUGAGUUUUUCGAUAUGCCAGAUGAACUGAUGAAGACAAUAUGUCCACAUGGUCCCGGAAAAGAUUACUGUAAAGUUUUACAUAUUCCAGAUGUCUAUUCUACCUACUGGAGAGAUGGAGGUUGGGAUGUUUAUGCUCUGGACACUUUCAGCAGAGAUUGUUCUCCUAGAUCAGGCACUCUCAUAAGAAGUCAUGAACCUCGUAUUCAGUGGAAGGUGUAGCUCUAAAUUGUGAAAUGAUUGGUACAAUUCUAGAGUAUGUGUAAUUUGAAUCAGAAUUGAAAGUUCAGUUUAAUUGGACAAAAACGUUCACAGCACCCAAAGAAGUGUAAAAAUUUAUUUAUAUUACCUGUACUAAAAAUUGAGCAGACUCAUUUCUUGUAUAGAAGUCAGUGCUCUAAAUAAAGGUGUAGGUUUUUGUUCACCUUUGUUUAAAUUUGAUCAAUGUAAAUAAAUUGCAUAAUCACCAUUAUUGAAUACACAAA